Molecule: messenger RNA, 1811 nt
Organism: Mercurialis annua (annual mercury)
Lineage: Eukaryota; Viridiplantae; Streptophyta; Magnoliopsida; Malpighiales; Euphorbiaceae
Exons: 6
Coding region: 784-1560 (258 amino acids)
Source: RefSeq, a predicted model, not a curated record
UAAAAAUGCUCGAAUAGCUUAGAAUUGUAGUUUUGUUUUAUUUUAAAAGUAGAAUAUAAUUUCUUCGAUGUAAUCAUGUAAUUAGAUUAUAAAUUUGUUGAUCAAAAUUUAUAUAAUAUAAUAUUAAUUUAUAUAUUGCAUUCUAAUAUGCAUUCUGAUUUAUUUUUUUAUUAAUUAUUACUUAGGGUUUAUGGUUUAUAAUUUAGGAUUUAAAGUUUAGAGUUUGGAGUUUAGGAUUUAGAAUGUAGAGUUUAGGGUUUAAAAUUCAGUGUUUAGGCUUAAGGGUUUAGGGCUUUAUGGUAUAUUUAUAGUAUGGAGUGUAAGUUAAAAAAAAUUAUUAAAAAGUUAAUGGUUUUUAAUUAAUAAAUUUAUUUUCAUCCUAGAUAAUUAAUUAUAUUAUUUCAUUAUAAAAAAUAUUGUAACGAAUUAUAAUUAUUAAGUAUUAUAAAAUUCUAUAAAAGUACAAAUUAAAUCUUUAGGUAUUAAUUAUUAUUUUGUAACAAAAAUUUAUUAAUAUGCUUUUUAAAUUAUUUUAUUGAAGAUUAUGUAUUUCUCUUAUACUUUAAAUAUAUAAUUAUUAUAAAUUAUAAAUUAUAAAACUUGUACAACAAGUACAGAUCCUGCUCUCCAAGUUUAAGUGAUAAGUAAGAUUCUGUACUUCCUCUACAAGUUUAGUGGUUGUUUUUCUAUAAAUACAAAGAAGAAGAGACCAACCCAGCAAAUUCCACUAAAGUAGAAGACGCAGGACGGACACUGCCAGUUAAAAAUCAAAGAAUAGAAAAAAUGACAUGUUUGGGGCGAGUACUGCGAACAGCACGACCAAGUGCCAGAGUUUCCAAAAACCUCAGCUUCUCCCACGACCGCUCUCUGCUCCUCCUUCGCCAUCUUCCUCACCAAACUGAGGGACUGCCCGCUACUACUGCUAUUGCUGGUAGUGAUCAUGGGCCUUACCGCUUCUCCUCCACAAUAUUUCCAGCAGCUGUUGCUGGUUUGUUCGGCAUGCUUCAAGUUGCUUAUGCUGAGGAGGCUGAUUCUCAUUCUCCUACGCUUUACAAACACCUACUGGAUAUUGCUAAGCAAGAAAGAAAUCGAAUUGAAGACUCCUUCAAACUCGAAGGACUGAAAAGUGGUGCUUACCCUGAGUUCAUUGUUGCUGUCAAAGACCAAAAGGUCAUUAUCAAAAUUCAAAUUCCUCCUGCAUGUGAUGUUUCUCAUUUGAUUGCCGACCUGGUUGUAAAUCUUGGAUCGCAAGUGUAUCAUGGUUCUGGUGGUUCUGGUAUGCUGUUACGUGCUUGUGGCAGAGUACUUGCCUGGCAACUAACACUUGGUUAUCCAGAAAAGCUUGAAGAAACCGAUCUGGAUGAAGUGGAGUCAGCUGAAGGAGAUUUAUGCAUUCAAAUUCUCUUGUUCUAUUCACGCUUUGCCACAGAUAAAGCAGAAAUUAGAUUUAUGAAGGGUGGGAGCUUGAGCGCCACAGAACUUAAUGCUCUGGUGUCUGUUUUAAAAUUGGCUGGUCGACAAUUGAGAGCCCCCGGAAGAAAUCCGGGUGAAAAUUGUUAAAGAACAACACUUUUCCUUGAUGAUUCUACAAUGCAAUGUAAUAGAACGAUAAGAAAGAUCUUUUUUUUAAAGUUAUAUCAGUUUCAGAUUUUAGGGAGUAAGUAGUCAAAGUGGAACUAAAAUCAAGGGCUGUAACUUUAGUUAAGCUAGGAGUACAGUUGAAGUUGGUAGUCUACUGGAUGUAAAAGUCUAUAUUUUGAUUUCGCUGUAACUUUGAAUCAAGUGAAUGGAAAGUUAACAAAAAUACUGCA